AUGGCAGCUCUCGUCCAGUCAUUUCCAGCUCAACAGUCUUCCCCACCGGUCACUUUGAUGCAGUCACGUCCUCAAUCUUCCACGACUACUUUGCAAGCAGGAACUCCAAGCCAGUCCGCUCUCCCUGCCCAGCAUCAUCACUUGACUCCACGAAAUAUGGGAGGUUAUCCGAACACAAAUACUGGUAGCAACAUUUCUGGUAGCAGUUAUCGCUCUGGCUACUCGUCUGCGCCUGUGGCCCCCUAUGCUUUCACAAGCACACCCGGGCUGUCAAAUACAAAGUCAGCCUUGACCGGCCCUAAGAUCAGUGAGAGAACAUCAUCUGCUGCCGCUGCCGGACACUUGGAUUCACGAAAUCGUUACCCCGCGUCAGAUUCUGUAUCGUCCUCUUCUUCAGCUUCUUCAGACCCGUCACUUCGAAACCAACAGGCUCAAUCCAUAGUCCGUUCGAAGGAGGAACACUCUGAUGGUCGACCUAACCCGAGACCUGUUUCUACAAUAUCGACCAAUCUGCCACUUCCACCGAUAUCGUCCCCAACUAACCGGCCCAGUCCCGACCGCUACCGUCGUGUCAAUAAUGGGCGAGCGAGUUCCCAUACAGGGCAAAUCGGGGGUGGGUCUGCUCAGCCAAGCGGGUCUGGGAUGGCUGCAGUAGCUGCUAUAUAUACGCAGCCUGGUAAGGCGAACAGCAAUCCUUCGCUACCGCCGACAACUGGAAAUGUGGGCGGAGUGGGAAAGGCACCUUUUAUUGGGGAUUACACUGGACAAUUGAGGAGUCAAUCCGUAGACGAUAUUCAUACUUAUCGAAGUCCGUCUGCUAUUUCGAAUUUACAACAGAUGCAUGAUAGGCGGAGAUCUGUUGGCCCUGAUGCAUUUAGUCCCGAAAGUUUCCAAAACUUUGUAAGGAAUGAAAUGUCAUCCUUGUCUCAGACAACAAACGCACAGCUUUCUCGGCCAGGAUCUGCCGCCAGUGGCUCUGCUAGCGGUUCUAACAGGUCACAACCUGGGGCUUCAGGCCGUAAUUCUACCACCCAAAAUACUCCCCGACCGGGUAAUAGGAGAACCGGUAGUACAGAUAGUUCUGCCUCGGGCAAUUCCUCACGUCCAAGCUCUAGUAAACGUAACUCUACUCAUUCGACAACCUCCAGCCCUGGCCAGAGCUCGCCUAACUCCCCACACGAGAUCAAUCUUGCCCACGUUCCUCCACGUGGUUCCUCUACCGAUCUAAACAAGCGAACCACAGCACCAUCACCUCUGUCCAAACCAAUGACUAUGAGCUCAGAUUCACCUUCUGCUUCGCAACUACCCGACAACCCAGCCAACCCCAAUGCGGCUCCGCAAUCUUCAGGAAAUCUCAGGGCUGAACACCCUACUGUCUUCUCUGAGCCGCGUAAAGGAAUGAAGAACCGGCUCAGACGUGCCUUUUCGUUCGGUAGCGCAGCAGAACUUCGUAAAGUCUCGGCUGUCAACAGUUUGAGGGGUGAAGAAUUAGCCGAUAAAGCGAGAACGCGGCAAGAGAAGUUCCGCGAAGAACAAGAGGCGGAGCAGGCAAGAAUUGCGAAACGCCAGGAGGAAGCUGGGUUGGGCGAAGGCAUUUACAACGGUCAGGGGAACUUUUUCACCGGGUCGACCGACAAUAUCUCAGUGUCAUCGACAGCAUCGUCAGCUUCGAUUAUGAUUAGGAAAAUGGGCAAGGGAAUGAAGAAAUCUACUCGUUCGCUUGUUGGGCUAUUUAGGCCCAGAUCAGUCGUUGGCGUCCCCGCUGCCAGUGGGCCUGUCACCUCCCAGCCCAGCACUGGUCAGGUGUCGAUGGUCACUGUUGAAGCGGAGCGUGAGAGGGUUAAUGUGAACGCCGAUCCGCACGAACAGGUGGGCGGUGGGACCGGGUUUCCUAAGCUGGAUAGAAAUUCAAUUGAGAGUGGGCAACACCGGACGCUGGAUCCAAAUGUCUGGGGCGCUAGUAUUGCUGGUGAUGAUACAGCCCGCAAGAGUGUAGUUGGGACCGAUAGGGAUCGGGCCGAUAUUCUAGCUACUAUACGGAGGGGAAUCUUAAAACGGUCCGGCUCUUCUUCUCCCGUAGCCAAGCCGGUCGAUCUCAAUGGUGCGGCUUUUGGUUCCUCGAACGCUGAGAACCAGCGGCCAUCAUCUAGUAAGCAAAGGUCGGAUUCGCUCAAGAUCGAAGGUGAUGAUUACUUCAUGUCUUCACCUCGAUUCCCAGCCGGUUCUUCCAACAGUGCCCCCACCUCGCCUGCUUCAAUGUCGCGGUAUAACGUCAGCUUUAGCCCACGGAUUACGUUUCACGAUACCUGGCCAAGCGGGGAGUACGAUAGACGUGGAGAGAUUGCCACAUGUAAUAGGUUGACUCCUAUGCUGGCUCAACAGAUCAAGGAGGAGUUGAAUACAUUCAAAAUGGAGAUGGAUGUUCAUGAGGAGUCCAAAGUUUAUACGCAUUUCUUCUAAUGACCUGUGUGCAACGAGGCGUUUCAAAAGCUUUUUACUUUUUCUUAGGAGCUACAUUUUUAUACAGCGACUAUACAUCUUUUCCUAGAAGCUGAACGAGGUUAUUUGCCAUACGUUAUUUUUACCUGUCAAAAGUUAGGCGAGAUGGGGUUGUUGAGAAGGGAGACGAUGAGUGGCACGUCCUUCCGGAAAGCUUUGCCUAUCUCUGCUACCACUCCCAAUGGACUGGAACUGGGUCUCCUUUAUUUUAUUUUACAUACUUCCUUUAACUUUGUAUCGGUUACAUUUGCAUCCUUUUCAUUCAUCCAUUCCAGUGUCAUCCCUUCGUAUGUGGUUUGCUUUUCGCGUGGCAUAGUGUUUUGGGCAUUUUCUGUUAUUUGCGCGUUGGUAAUUUUUCUUUUUCUUUCCUUUUCU
This is a messenger RNA of Tuber melanosporum (Perigord truffle), 2874 nucleotides long. RefSeq lists its product as uncharacterized. Lineage: Eukaryota; Fungi; Ascomycota; Pezizomycetes; Pezizales; Tuberaceae. The record is from RefSeq and is a predicted model, not a curated record. The coding region runs from base 1 to 2460 and encodes 819 amino acids. Gene Ontology annotation, molecular function: actin binding. Gene Ontology annotation, biological process: actin cytoskeleton organization. The transcript is spliced from 4 exons.